AUGUCUGAGAUGAGGUUUUCAAACCAUGCAUCUUCUAUGGUUUUCAAAUACCUUUCGAUAGACGACGUAGGUGCAAAAGCUACCUACAUCGCUGUAGACGGUGAUUUUUCUGCUCUUAUAAAUCCAGCGAUCCAACAAGGGUCUAUUUUGCUCAUCCAAGUAGUAACUAAGCAGGAAGCCAAGAAGUACUACUGUUGCGAAAAUAAGCUUUGGGACAGGAUGGAACUCAAAGAGAAGAAAUACUUGCCAUUACAAACUAUCAAAACUGUCAAUUUAAGUAAAAACCCACCACGACCCGCUGCACUUAACCCACCCAUUACGUUUAUGCAUAGUAUCCACAUUACGCCAUGGCCGUAUCCCCGCCUCGGCACUAUCCGCACCCUGCAGGCGAAAUCUAAGAAGGGCAAGCUGACUAUUUGA
Molecule: messenger RNA, 420 nt
Organism: Bipolaris oryzae ATCC 44560
Lineage: Eukaryota; Fungi; Ascomycota; Dothideomycetes; Pleosporales; Pleosporaceae
Exons: 2
Coding region: 1-420 (139 amino acids)
Source: RefSeq, a predicted model, not a curated record